UGUCUUGCGCUCUGAAUGCACUUGUAAGUUUAAUCUCCGCUAAGGAGGAGGGGGAGGAGGAGGAGGAGCGCCAGUGCAUUUGAGGUAUCUCAGUAGCUGUCAGAUACAGUGCUCACAGGAGGAGACAUGAGAAGACAUCUUAUCCAUUGCGUCAGUUUGUUACUUUAUGUUUGAAAUCUGCUUUGUGUGUUGGUGCUCCCAAGUGAUCUGAAGCAGUGAGCUGAGAUUACAAAGAAACCAGUUAGUGUGUUUGGAUAUGCAGCGUCUUUGAUCGGAGGAUUUGAAUACAAAGAAAAAGCGCUGAACCUGAGAAAGGAAAUAAAUUAAGACCUUUCUUAUGUGAGAUGGGAGCCGUGCAGGUGGUCUUGAGCAGCGAGCUGUGAACUUCAUGUGUCGGUCGGGGAAGCACUGAAAUGAGUCGCGGGCAUCACUUUAUAAGCUCUUUGCCUGUCUAGUUGAGCGAGUCAAGCUUCAGUUUGAUCAGCCCUCCUGAUAUUCUCAGAGCAGGAGUCCCAGCGCAUUGCACAGUCCAGCAGGACCGAGGAACUUUUAAAUUUGCUCUCCAGAGGAUCUGGAUCUGGCUGACUUGGCUUUGUUUCUUGUAGACACUUUGCACUCUUUCAUUGAAUUUUCUCUGUGAUAACCGUGCAUCCUCUGAGACAGGAUGCAGGUGUCGUUUGUUUGCACGGACCACCGGUCCAUGAGCCGUAGCACAGAUGACAGGCUCAAUCGACAAAACGCUAACAGUCCAAGCGCAGGUACCCGAAGCAAGUUCAAAGCCGUGGCCAUGGUGGCCAGGAGCCUUGGGCAGCUUUCUGUCCAGAGCGUCCCUUCUUCAAGUGACCAAAGCAUGAGAACUGGCAUGAAGUAUAGAAACCUGGGGAAGUCGGGCCUGAGAGUCUCAUGUCUUGGAUUAGGAACAUGGGUGACAUUUGGAGGACAGAUCACAGAUGAGAUUGCAGAGCAGCUGAUGACUCUGGCAUACGAGAAUGGGAUCAAUCUGUUCGACACGGCAGAGGUCUACGCUGCAGGAAAGGCGGAGAUGGUGCUGGGCAACAUCAUAAAGAAGAAAGGAUGGAGACGCUCCAGUUUAGUCAUUACAACCAAAAUAUUUUGGGGUGGAAAAGCAGAGACUGAGAGAGGACUGUCAAGAAAACACAUUAUAGAAGGUUUGAAGGCAUCAUUGGAGAGACUGCAGUUAGAGUAUGUGGACGUAGUGUUUGCAAACAGACCAGACCCCAACACACCCAUGGAAGAGACUGUGCGGGCGAUGACCCAUGUGAUCAAUCAGGGAAUGGCGAUGUACUGGGGAACGUCACGCUGGAGUCCGAUGGAAAUCAUGGAAGCGUACUCUGUGGCCCGACAGUUCAACCAGAUCCCACCAAUCUGCGAACAGUCGGAGUAUCACAUGUUCCAGAGGGAGAAGGUGGAGGUGCAGCUUCCCGAGCUCUUCCAUAAGAUCGGUGUGGGUGCGAUGACAUGGUCCCCGCUGGCCUGUGGGAUAAUCUCAGGGAAAUACGACAGCGGGGUGCCGGCCUACUCUCGUGCCUCACUGAAGGGCUACCAGUGGUUGAAGGACAAGAUCUUGAGCGAGGAGGGCCGACGCCAGCAGGCGAAGCUGAAAGAGCUGCAGGCAAUCGCUGAGCGGCUGGGCUGCACGCUGCCACAGCUAGCCAUCGGUACGCCUAACCCAAAGACACACUGCCGCUCUCUCUCUUUCUGUCUGUCUGUCCGUCCGUCCUGUGCCUCGCUCAUCCUCUCCCCCUCUCAUCCUCCCCUUCCUCAGACCGCCGGAGCGGAAGCGUCUGUCCGUCUGCGGAUGGCUUCACCAAACAAAUGCGAUUAGUUUGUGGCUGUUAAUGGAAGAGUGUUCCUCCCAGCAUCGUAUUCUUGCUUAAGUGUAGGGAUAAAUAUAAUAGUUUAAAAUCGAUUUUGUAUAGUGUUUUAUGAUGAUCAGUGUGGUAUCUGAGAUGGGAAGUGUUGUGUAAUGCUUUACAGAGAGAAUGGAGUGUAACGUUUCAAAGAAAUAUGUGCUGUACGAUCUAGAGCGAAGGCUUUUAUAAGGACUGCGACGCUUUGAUUUAAGUACAUCCUUUCAAAGUACAGUAAUCUAAUCUUGAGAGCUGAGAGCUCGUGAUCACGGUCUGCUGCACACCGUAAUAGUCCAGUUAAAGGAAAAACCAUCAGAUACAGACACUCAAAGUGUGCGUGUGCUAAGA
This is a messenger RNA of Sinocyclocheilus rhinocerous, 2219 nucleotides long. RefSeq names its product voltage-gated potassium channel subunit beta-2-like. The record is from RefSeq and is a predicted model, not a curated record. Lineage: Eukaryota; Metazoa; Chordata; Actinopteri; Cypriniformes; Cyprinidae. Gene Ontology annotation, biological process: regulation of action potential; potassium ion transport; regulation of potassium ion transmembrane transport. Gene Ontology annotation, molecular function: potassium channel regulator activity; transmembrane transporter binding; voltage-gated potassium channel activity. The transcript has 12 exons. Bases 665 to 1846 code for a protein of 393 amino acids. Gene Ontology annotation, cellular component: cytoplasm; voltage-gated potassium channel complex; juxtaparanode region of axon.